CUCAACCACUCGGCUAUCCGUGCUGUCAUGACAAUGAUUGUAAUAAAUAGCUUAUCUUUCAUUAUUUCAGUUGAUAACUCAGAGUUAUAUGCACAAGAGGAGCAAACUCAUCGCAGGCAAAACCCUGGAAAGUUCCAAAAUGCUAGAUUUUUGAUCGAGCCUAGGAGUAGUGCACCACAAGCUAGAUACAGAUCUAGAGACGACCAGCACGAGGGGUUUAGACCCAAUUUUCAUCCAGAUCAAACCCAAGUACCUUUGGCAUUAAGAAGGAAUGUCCAAUCAGAACUGUCUGGAAGACGAAGUGACAGGAGAGGCUACUCAGACAAUCAUGCUGAUCAUUUCGAGGUUCACGAUGGGGAUCUUCUACAGUCUCCAUCUGGCUUCCAAGCUCCUAAGAGGAGAAGAGAAGAUUUCAGUCAGAUACAUCAAGAAAACCAGCUUCUGCAACAUGGAUCAGGCCUUAGAGAUAGUUCUUCUAUUAAAGGUCUGGACUACCAUCAGCCAGCUCGCAGCCCAGCGUAUAGCUCACACAGCGACACUGAGGAGGUUGAUCAUCACACUUUUAUUCACAAUGAUGGAAUAAACAACGAUUAUCAAGUCCCACAGUACCUACCAAGCAAAAGACCAAAACCCAUCUACUACAAGCCAAACCCAACACCACCAGCAUAUCAAAGACCGAAGACUUUUGAAAAUCCACUCUUAAGAGGUGGAAAACAGAACUUCGGAAACGAAUACAUUGACAACGAACCAGAAGUUUACGUUAGAGAAACUAAAAGAUUUGCUGUAAGCCGAAACACCGGUCCAAGUCAACCAAGACGUCGUAAUAAUGAAGGGUCUACUAAAGAAGGACAGGCUAUAACUGAUCAUGUAAGAGAAUUUGAGAGAAAUGCUCAGGAAUAUAUCAAUAAAGCCUUAAAAGAAGCAAGCGAAGCCGAGGAAUACGCUAAAGAAAUAGCUAAUAAAGUUAAAGCUUACGCUUCUAUUAACAAAGAUGAUCAGAAAUCAUAUCCUAAUAUAGCGCCAGUCUUUGCACCUGCCAACGGAGAAAACAAUUUAGAAUUCGCCGAUAAUUCACAUCAAAAUAUUCCAGACCAUGAAUCUGAUAAAGUAGAUGUUGUCGAUGAUGGACCUGUGUACCAAGCACCUGUUUAUUAUGUACCAACUGGUAAAUUCGAUAACAAUCCACGGUACAGAGAUGUUUAUCCUAAUGUUGUUGCUAAGCCAUACAGACCAGUUUUAGACUAUCCCGUACAUGUCAGAAAGGGGUACAACCCUCGGCAAGUCAGCGGUAAUGUCAACGUUGUAGCAAACGCUAACCCAUCAAACGUAGAUGGUGCUAACAAUAGUAAUGACAAUGAGCAAGAAAUUAACGUAGCUGACAAUCCUCAAAGCAUCCCAAGCGUGAACGAAGGUAGCAAUGUUCAUGUAGUAGAAAAUGCGGUUGAUAAUAAUAUCCAGGAUAACGUAAAAGUUGUUGAUAAUGGGGAAAAAGUUACAUUCGUAGAUAAUACAAGUCAUGGGCCAAAUAAUGGAGUUAAUAUUGUUGAGUCACCCGCCAACAAUCUAAUUAGACCAGGUGUAUGGAACCAAGGACCUAAUUCUCAUUUAUUGAGAAACGAUCAUCAGACAAAUGAACAAGCCUAUAAUAUACCCACAUACUACGUACCUAACGGCAAAUUUUCGAAUAACCCACGCUUUAAGGAUAUUUAUCCCAACAUUAAGCCCAACUAUGGGCCUUUAGAUUACCCAGUUCAUGUCAGAAAAGGUUACAUUCCACGUCGUGUUACAAGUAAUGUUAUUUUUGUGGAUAGUGCACCUACACAAAAUGUUGGCAAGCCGGUUAAUAUAGCUGACAAUUCUCAAAACGAUCCAAUUGUGAAUGAAGACAAUGCUAACAAAGUGAAGGUAGUCGAAAAUGCAGUAAACAAUAAUGAACAAGGUACAGUAAAUAUUGUAAAUCCAAGUGACGAUCAAAAUCAAAACGAUGGAGAAAAAGUGACAGUUGUUAAUAGCAAUCCAGUUAUUGGAUCAAAUAAUGGAGUGAAUGUCGUCGACUCACCUAUCACCAAUCCAAACAGACCAGGACUUUGGAAUCAAGGCCCUAACUCCCAUUUAUUACGAAACCAACCGAACAAUGGUAAACAAAUAAAUCAAGCACCGUCCAAUUUCCCUUAUGAAAAAUUCGGUAACAAUCCCAGAUAUAAAGAUCUUUAUCCCAACGUUAAUAAUCCCAACCAUGGACCUUUUAACAAGGUUGAUGUAGUAGAAAACGCAGCUAAUCACAACCAAGAUAAAGUACAAAUUGCAGAACCAGCAAAUGUCAGCAAUACAGAUGAAGAAAAAGUUGAAUUUGUUAACAACGAGGAAUCAAAUAUAGGUAACGCAGGAGAUAAUAUUGUCGGCCCUGUUGCCAAGCCGGAUGUACCAAACCAUUGGAACCAAAGUCCAGACAAUUCGCAUUUACUAAGAGAUAAGAAACCGAUUGCAGAAACAAAACCAGCCACUGACUUAGUACAAAAUAAUAAUCCGACCUAUCAAAGACCUAAUAAUGUGAUUAAUGAUAAAUUCAAAAACAACCCAAGAUAUCAAGGUUUAAAUAAUAAUGAAGCUAAACCUGCCGUUUUACCUGAAGUGCCAGUAAAUGUAAGAGAAGAACCCCAAAUUGACAAUACUGAUACCGGAGCACCCGGAUACAUGGCGUCACCAUCCAACUUAUACGACGAUUCAGAGAACCCUGACACAGUUCAAAACGCUUACAAAUCUAGGCCGAGAUACAAUGGUUUUAGGCCGUAUAAACCCUACGGUAAAAGAGGUUUUAAUACGAAACCCAUUAUUGAAAACAGCUUUUAUAGAAACCCCCAGAAUUUCCUGCCGAUUCAAGUUGUGAAUGGUCCAACUACGAUUGUAGGAGGGCCUGUAACUGGUUUCCAAGUUCCUGAUAUAUCUCCAGUAUUUGCCGACGUCAUAGCUCUACCAGACGGUACUUACAUUGAUAAACCUCUUAAUGAGAAAAAUGUAAAUACUCCUAUCGUUAACAAAGCUCCAGGAGAAGUUAAAACUGAGGAAGAAAAAACCCCUCAAGAAAUUGUUCCUACAGUUGGAAAUGAUUUAGAAAAAGUACAACCUUCCAAUGAUCUUGAUGAUCCAAAGGUAAUAAGUGUGGGAAACAAACAAGACCAGACUCCCGCUGCAGCUGAAACACCUAAUAAGCUCACACCAGAGAAGGAUGAACCUGUAAACGAAGUUCCUAAUGCUGGACCGACCACUAUUCUUGGGAAUAAACCAGCAACCGAUGCUCAGGUCCCAAAUAUAUCUCCAGCUUUAGCUGAUGUUACUACUCCUACUCCAGAUAAACUUGGUAAAGAAAAUAAUGAUAAUACAGAACCUGAAAAAGCCACAGAAAGUGAAAUUGUAAAAACUAUAGAAGAAAAACUUCCUCAAGCUGCUACUGCUGUAAAUAGUUCAGAGGAUGAAGAAGCCAAAUCUUCUGUAGAUGAUGUUUCAAGUGAAGUACCGAAAACCAUUCCUGAGAAUAGUCCCGUUAACGAUGCUCAGGUUCCAGAUAUUUCGCCAGCUUUUGCUGAUGUUAUUGCUUUACCUAAUGGCACAUAUGUUGAUAGACCUAUCAGUAAAAAUGACACCAAUACACCAUCAGAUAACGAACCUUCUGAUACUGGAUCCCAAAUAUCUGAGACUGCAUUUAUAAAUGUUAUUGUACAGCCUGAUGGCACACUGGUACCGACUAAUGGUGGCGAAGUUCUAACAAGAGACGACAAUAAAAUACCAAUCGACGUAGGUAGUCUUUUUGAAAUUAUUGCGCAGAAAUUCGCUAAAGGAAAGGAAGAACCUAAAACAGUUGAAAAUGGUACAAAGGACACUAUACCUUCUACACAAGACGAAAAAGAUAGCUUGGAUUCUACAAAUGUUGGUGAAGUUAGUGAAGAUAAUAAUAAAGUCCCAUCUGACUCCGCUCCCGUUGAAACUGACAAAAUAGAUGAGAAAACUGAAAAAACAAAUGUCGAGUCAAGUUUAACUAAAGAAUCUCCCGUUGGAAAUAACCUUGAAAAUGUUGAUGCAAAUGAAGCAAGUACUGAAAGUACCAGAAAGAGAAAACAUAAGAAAGACAAAUCACGCAAACAUAAGAAGACAAAAAAGGCAGUAGACGAAGACGGCGCAGCCAAGAAUGAUGAUCUCGUGAAGGAUUUAAAUGAUGCUGACAAAGAUGGAACCAAAAAGGUUGACAAAAUCGAAAGUAUUGAAACAUCUAAGACUGACACUUUAGAUGGUGUUAAUGAAAAGAUUUCAAAGAAACACAAACACAAGAAAGGAAAGAGGAAACAUAGAAAAGGUGGGAAACAUUCCAAAAAUAAUAAUUUGACUGAUGGCGAAGAAAAAACACAAACUGUCGAUGAUGCUACAAUAACUGAAGAACAACAGACAAUCUCUAAGGAAUCUGAUCUUUCAGAGACUGUCCAUGUUAAAAAACACAAAUCCAAGCGAUCGAAAAACUCUGAAGUCCGUAAAAAUAAGAAGAAACACUCUAAAAGGAAUAAGGGUAAGAAAACAGAAACCGAUGAUGUUGUGAAUGACGAUUCUGAAGUAAAAUCUGAUAAAACUGACGUUUUAAUUGAAAAAGAUGAAACAAAAGAUACUGAAACAUUAUCAAAGGAAAAGGCACUCUCAGAUGAAGUUGUCGAACAAGCUGUGACAUCUGGAGAUUCUAAAGACAGUAAAGGAAAGAGGCACCACGGCAAAAGCGGUAAAGAUGAAAAAUCAACUACAGAAAGAAGACACAAGAAAGACAAGAAAUCGAAAAAGCAUAAGAGCAAACAUAAUAUUGACGUAACUGAACAAGUAGAUGAACAGUCUACACAAGAAGAAAGUAGCGCAGUAAAAAAAGAUCAAGAGUCAUCUAUCAGUGAGAAGAAUGAAGAUACAAACACAAAUGACAUUGAGGCCAUCAAUAGUGAUGUCAAAAAUGUAACAGACGACGUAUCUACCGAUACUAAAGAUAAAAUAGAAAAAGUUGAAGAUACCGAUGACAAAACAUCGAUAACGAAUAGUGAUGUGACUGGUGAUGAACAAACUGUUGAGAAUACGGUUGAUACUGCCGCUGGGAAGAAAAAGCCAAGUGAUAGCAAUGGUGAAGAAACUGAGGGGGAUGAUGAAAACAGUGGCAAAUCUGAUAAAUCUACAACUAAAGAUACCAAAUCUGGUAAAGGAGAUGAAGAAAGGAACCUAUCCGAAGCAAAAAUAAUAAGAAAACUUACUCGACACUAUAAAUUAUAUUAUCCCAAACGUAAGGCCGUUUCAAAAACAACUGACUCUGUCGCUGAACAAGAAAAAGAAGCUGAUACGAAAGUUGAUGAAAUUAAAGAGAAAUUAGAUGAUAGUGAUUCAUCUAACUCAGGUACUGACAGUGAAAAUGAAACAGAAGAUGAUGAUCAAACAAAAUCAGAUGCAGAUAAAACUAAAUUGAAAAAACAUCACGUAAGGUCUCAUAAACAUAAAGGAAAGGUUUCUAAAUCUAAUAAUUCAGAAAUUAGCUCUGAAACAGAAUUGAAAAUUACCAAGAAAUCUAAGUCAAAACAAUCUAAAGAAAAAACUGAAAGCAGUAAACUAGAAACCGACGAAGAUCUCGAGCAGAAUGAUGAAGUUACAGAAGAUGAAGAAACUAAUGAAAUAAACGAAUCAAAGGAAACAAUUAAAUCUAAAGUUUCGAAAGCACAUAAUACUAAAACUAAAUCAACCAAGAAAGUUAAGAGGAAUGUUGAAAAAACAGCUGAAGAAAUUGUGGAUGAAAAUGUCACUGAAACUACUAAAACAUCUGAUGAAAAUUUAUCUGAAACUGUAAACCAUUCUGAUGAAGAAUCUGAAGAUGACAAUAAUUCGGAAUAUUUAGUUUAAAAAUGACAUCACCUUAUAGUUACUUAUAAAUGAUUGGUAAAGAUGUCAUUUAAAAAAUGGUUUUUAAUUUUAGACUAUAAGGAUUUCUAUUUUUGAAAUAUUUAUUCAGGAAAGGAUGGUAUUCACAAUUGUGCAAUGAGUGUUACACAGAUACAUUUAUAUAAAAUCCACGACAUUGUCUACAGGUUAAUUACUAAUAAUAAUAAAAUCGAGAAAAUAUGGCUGAGGCCAUACAAAAAGAAUGUUUCAGAAAUAAAUAAAUUAAAUUAAUUAACAAUUUUAACAUAAAGCUGUAUUAAGAUUUCGAAAGCGAUAUACAUAUGAAUAAACGUUGAGUUAUCAAAUAAGUUCUUUCAAUUUUCAUUUCUUUUGUUCUGAAUGCGAAUUUAAUUUUCAUGAGUUGUCUCUGAAACUAUAAUAAAAUCAUGUAAAAAUCGA
Trichoplusia ni (cabbage looper) is the source of this 6345-nucleotide messenger RNA. Its product is annotated as probable serine/threonine-protein kinase DDB_G0282963. The record is from RefSeq and is a predicted model, not a curated record. The transcript has 5 exons. Bases 28 to 5907 code for a protein of 1959 amino acids. NCBI's taxonomy places the organism in Eukaryota, Metazoa, Arthropoda, Insecta, Lepidoptera, Noctuidae.